This is a messenger RNA of Epinephelus fuscoguttatus (brown-marbled grouper), 3009 nucleotides long. Its product is annotated as small cell adhesion glycoprotein homolog. The transcript is spliced from 4 exons. The record is from RefSeq and is a predicted model, not a curated record. Bases 107 to 421 code for a protein of 104 amino acids. Lineage: Eukaryota; Metazoa; Chordata; Actinopteri; Perciformes; Serranidae.
GGUGUGUGUGUGUGUGUUUGAGCUGCGUGUGUGUUGCUCAGCAUAUGCUCUGUUGUGUUUCUUCUUCUUCUUCUUCUUGUUCUGCUCUGACCUGGUAGACGUUGCCAUGGAUGCUCACACGACUCCAGCCCCUGGGACCCUCCCUCUUUCUACCGAAGCUGUGACUAAGAUGGUGACAAACGCCGCCGACACUGACGGUGGAGAUUUGGCAGCUUUAAUCGGAGGGAUCGUCGUCUCCGUGCUGCUGCUCCUCAUCUGCAUCAUAGCCGUGCUGCUGUGGUGUAUGUCCAGGCAAAAAGGCUCAUACGUCACCAACGAGACAGACGGCGACGACGAGGUGGACGACGACGACAACCGGUCCGUGGGCUCUGAUGCGGAGCUCCAAUGCAAAGAACCUCUGAAGACCAAAGAGGACGAAUAAAGACAGAAGCAAGGAAACUUUUACUGGAGUCGUCGAGGACUAAAGAGCUUUUGUGUUUGUGGGAAAUCAUUUUUCAAUAGUAGCUGAUUUUCCUAAAGCACAAAGCGAGUUUGCACGUUGCUGCAAGACAAAACUGACAAGUGACUCUUCACGCAGUGACGUUAUUGGAUGAAGUUUGGGCAUCAGUUGAUGAAUGAAAGUCACAACAUAUUUCAAUGUGAUUUUAUUUCUAAUGUCAAUAUUUACUCUUGUUAACGUGAUGAUGUUUCCGGAGAAAUAUCUAAUUAGACAUAAAACCAUGCAGCUCAGUCUCCUGAAGAAGUGUUGGCAUUGCACGUUUCUGCAAACCAUGAAUACGUCACAAUUGCAAGUUUCGUAUGUGUCAUAUCAUCGUUCCAAAGUCAAGUACCUGGCUUUGGAAGUGGAAACGGUGGAUGGCGUGUCAUGUACAGGACAUGCUUACCAAGCUGCAGACCACUGUUGGAGACCACUGGCUGUUUUUCCAGCAGCUUUUCAGUUGCCAAACGUGGGUGUUCUGUGGCAACUUAUUGCUGUACAUGAAAAGUGGUUGUUACCAGGGGGUAUAAUGUCUCCGAAAGCGGGUAUAUGAAGCUAAAACACAACCAUUUUAAAACUCUUUCUAGCUGCCUUCUGUCUCUUUGUAUCGCUCUGAGUCGCUUUCUCUUUCUUUGAAGUCAUUUAGGCCUUGUUUCCACGGAUACCGAUACAAAUAAAAACAGAUUUUUAUUUAUCCCGUAUAACAUAAAUUCCGGGUUCACACGAUCAGCUGUGAAAACGAUAUCUCUGUUCAAAAACGGCAGCGUUUUGCUGCAGUUAGCAUGCCAGGCCAGUAGGUGGCGAUACGACAGAAGAACGUUCUGUGCAUGCAUAGUGAUUUGUUUUCCUCUUGGCGCUAGUGAUAAAAACAAUGACAAACAACAUUUUAAUCUAAUGUAGCAUAGUUAGCUGCUAUGCACUUACUAAUAUCGGGCACAGCAGACGUCUUUGUGUGCCGAUGUAGCGGUAGUUCAUUCGUAAGCUCGUAAGUCGUCCCAAAAGUGCUAACAAAACGUAAACAACACGGCAUAUAUCCGCCAUUGUUGUGAAAUGUCAUCGUUUUCCAAAAUCUCUGUCUAUCUUGUUUACACGUCUCCACAGAAAUGGAUAUUUUUAAAAACUUUCAUUCUGGAAGCCGUUUUUGAAAAUCUCCAUUUUCAUCGAGAAAAACGCCGGUUACGUGUAAAUGACAGCUGCCCAUUUUCAGAAAUAUAUGGAACCGUAUAAACAGGCCCUUUAUGUCUCUUUGUAGCUGCCUUCUGUCUCUUUGUAUCUCUUUGAGUCGCUUUCUGUCUCUCCAAAGUCAUUUUGAAUCUCUUAAUAAUGAUUCUGAAUCUGCUUAAAGUCAUUUUAACCUAUUUGUACCUGCUUUCUGUGUCUUUGGAAUCAUUGUGACGCUGUGUAGUCACUUUAAAUCUCCUUUCUGUCUCUCUUUGGUCACUGUGAAUCUCUGCAGAGUUGUUUUGCAUCUUUCUGUAGUCGUGUUGUGUCUCUUUUCAGCUGUUUUGCAUCGUUUUUUAUUGUUGCUUUGUUUUGUGUCUGUUUGUAUUGUUUUGUCAUUUUGAGUCUCUUCCUGGUGGGUACAGUUCGGUCCCUGGGCCUGUUCAGUAAUCCAUCCAUGAGCCACGGCAUUGUUAAGUUUCAGUGUAUCUGCAACAUAAUAAUAUGCAAAUGCAACGUAUCUGCGGUUUGAGACGUACAAUGCCAACAUUUGUUCUGGUGACUGGGUUGGUACUUUCGGUCAGAGGCUGCUGCACUGUGCAUCAGAUCUGAAUCAUGAGAACGAGCCCUUUUUGUUUUUGUUGUUCCUGCCACAGUAAUGUGUCAUUCCUACCAGCGACAUCCUGAGUGCAUCAUCUCAUUUGAAACACUGAGAGUUUCAGAUUGACCCUCCUGAGAUGGUUUAAAAAAAUAUACAGCUUUAAAAAACUUCAGUCUAUUUUUACAGAAUAACAAUCAUUCAUUUAGGGAGCACUUCCUGUUGCUUCACGUCUCCACAGAUUAUUCAUCAGGUUUAUAAUCCGCCUGAAUCACGUGUCACAAAAUGACUUUUCCACCAGACAAAUCUUUUUCACCGCAGAGCAAGCUUUCUGCCAAAGAGGCUGCGAGACCAAACUACCAGACGCUGGUAAACAUUUACCGGCCGCUGGUGAUUUUCCAUCCUGGUUGUUGUCAUAUUUGCAGCAACUAUGAAUCAGCUGUGAGGAGAAACCUGUGUGCUGAGAGUUUGUGUGGUUAUUUUCCAACCUGAAUUCAACCUAUGCUGAUGUUUGUCUGCAUUUUUUACUAUCAGAGUUUCUUUUGUCUGUUUUUCUUUCCAUAAAUGGACAGAAAUGAUGAUAAAGUUAGAGGUGAAAAGGGUUUUUAGAAGCAAAGAGGGAUGAAGAAAGGAAGAAAGUCAGUACUUAGUUGCAAUAAUUAAUUGUUUUCUACAGCUAGAAAUAGAAAUUUAAAUGUUUUUUCACUUAUUAAAACAUUUUCUUUUAUUUACUAUCGAUUUAUAAGAAUAAAGUUUAUGCCUUUUGACACAA